This is a messenger RNA of Prorocentrum cordatum, 858 nucleotides long. The record is from the annotation of a GenBank genome assembly. Lineage: Eukaryota; Dinophyceae; Prorocentrales; Prorocentraceae.
UCCUUCCUCCUCCAAGCGCUGCCGCCGGCAGGGCCCUCAGAAGCACCGCCCGCAAACGCGCACGCCCUCCGUGGGAGCGGCCGCGCGGCGAGUGCGGGCGCCAAGACGAAGUCCGCCUCAGCCGCAGGAAACAAUAUUAUAAUUACCGAGCCGUGCGCAACAGACUCCGUCACUCCUACAUCCCCAUUCCUUUCCUGGCUGACCUCCUCCGACGUCCAAAGGGGGGCGCCGUGGCGUGGCGACACGAGGCUACCCUCGGCGCAAAAGGCCGCGGCACGGCGCCAGCAUCGCGCGCCAGCGAAAAAGGGCGUGCAGCUGCUCGGGGGGGGGCGCCGUCGGCUCCGGGUCCUGCACGGCUCGUGGAGCGAAUUCGGCACGGGCCCGCCGCCGCAGACUACGCAGGUGGCGCGGCGGGUGCACCUACUGGGAAAAUCUCGGCGGCACGCAGGAGGGUGGCCCUGGCCAGGAGGGAAACCAUCUGGCGCGCGGCUUGCCGACAGGUUGCGCGCGACGAUGAUGGCACCUCGCGGCCUGCCCUGCUUGGGCUUGGCCCCCCCGCGCCCCCCGAGAGCCGCGCGCCAGGAGUCGCGGCUCGGCGAAGGGCCGCUCUCGCGUGCAGCCGAAGAGCAUUCCGGCCUCACGUGCCAGGCAGCCCAGACGAGCACCGUGACAGGACUGCCGGCUGCCCGAGUGCAGCGCAGACGCAGCAAAAGUUGUCCACGGCGCCGGGCCUGGCGGCCGCUCGCGCGCUCUUCCUUCAGCAGCAGGAGCACAGGGAAAUAGCGACACCACCACCACCAGCGCGAGGCGCCAGGGAGGGCCCUCCUGGUGGUGCGGUCCCCACCUCGCCAUCGCUCG